CGAAAAUGGUGCUUUAUAGUUUUGAUUGUUACAGAAAUUAGGCAUGAUAAGGAAUUAAAAUGAUGCUGUAAAUGUAAUGAUGAACUGGGAAGAUAAAUUUUCAUCUAUCAUCAGUGAAACUGAAUCUAAUCUGCAUAGAGUCAAGGAGAAACUUCAAAGCAGACACAUUGUAGGUAGUGGUUCUGGUAAUCGGACAUACAGUGGUGAAUAUUGUUCUUCUACAGGUUAUGAACCAUCUGAAAGGAAAUCUUUGUCUAUGAUGCAAUUUCCAGUUUCCUCCACACCUAAAACUGUUCGUUGGGAUGCAGACAUGGGAGACACUAAUAUUUCUAGAUAUGAAGGUUCUGAAUCAAUUUCUCUGUGUAAUAAAUUAGAACAGCAAACUAGGGUAAUAGAUCAGUUAAGUAAUAUGGUAAGAGUUAUGGAGAAAGAAAGAGAUGAACAUAAACAGCAGAUUGGUGAACUGAAAUAUGAAAUAAGAGAAUUAUCAAAACAUGUUACUGAUAGAAAUAAAGAAGAAAGUCUUCAAAGACAGAUCACAAUGUUAAAGAGUGAUAUUUCAAAGGAAGUUGAUAAUAUUCGUGAUCAAGUUCAGAGUAUUAAAUCACGACAUGAUAGCAGUAGAUAUCAGUAUAAUAGUAAUACCUUGGAAUAUACUAAUAACUUUUCUAGAUCCAGUAAUAAAGAGAUCUCAGACCUUCGUGAGCUUAUGAGAGAUGAAUUUGAAUAUUUGAGAACAGAUAUUGACUCACUCAAACAGAGAAUAGGUUUUAUGGAAUCUCAUGUACAUAGUAACAAACUUGACAGCAAUUCAUCCAGGUUAACUAAGGUAAUGGAUAGAUUAUCUGAUAAUAGAAGAUUAUUACAUGAAACAAGAGAUAUUAUACCUAGUACUAUAGCUGACAAAUCUCUUGAUAAAUAUGAAAUGGCACAUCUCAGAUCAAAUGUAUCUUUACUGAAAGAUAAGUUAGACAAAGUAGAGGAGAAAUUACAGCAAAGUUUAACAAAACAACCAUUUACUUCAGCAACAACUUCAUCAUAUCUUUCAAACAGCAGAAUUUCCUCAGGGUCCACUAAUAUACACAGCAGAAGAUCGUACAACAAGCCAGUGUCCUGUGAUAUAGAUGAUCUCUAUUUAUCUGAUGAUAAAUUUGAAGACAGUGAUGAACUUGACUCUGAUAUUGAUGACAUAGAAGAAGAUGGUGCUCCUGAUUUAACAUCUACACGAAGAAGAAAAACUUUUAAACAUGAGACAGUUGAUGAUUUAGAUCUAGAAUUAAUGAAGUUUGAGAAAGACGAAGUUGAUGAUGGUGAUUUAUCUGAUGAUGAAUUAGAUGAUAUUCUCGAUAAUAUUUGAUUAAUUAUUCUUUGAUUCCAUAAAAUGAUAAAUGUGCUUUAACCCAACUGAUGUUAAAUUUCAAUUAUUUCUACAGUUAAUUUACCUAACUGAACACAAAUAUAUGGAUAUGGCUAUUUCCUUAAUAUGUACUGCAUUAUGUGUUACACAGCGUUAUAAAUGAUAUGACUUCUUUUGUAGAAUUGUUAUAUUGUUAAUGAUUAGUUAUUGUGUUUUCAGUUAUAUUAAUUCAAUAAAUAUAUUAUGGUAUGCUAUUUUUGAAUUAUCACAUGGCAGAGUUAGUGCUUUCGUUAGUGCUUUCUUUAUGUUUAUCAAUCAUUUAAAAGUAACAUUUUAGAGACUUCAUCUUGUGUUGUAUCUAUGCUUUGAAUAAUAAAGUACUUAUUACAU
Messenger RNA from Lottia gigantea (owl limpet), 1747 nucleotides. RefSeq lists its product as hypothetical. The record is from RefSeq and is a predicted model, not a curated record. The transcript is spliced from 12 exons. The coding region runs from base 77 to 1357 and encodes 426 amino acids. Lineage: Eukaryota; Metazoa; Mollusca; Gastropoda; Lottiidae.